Carcharodon carcharias (great white shark) is the source of this 9099-nucleotide messenger RNA. RefSeq names its product xin actin-binding repeat-containing protein 1-like. The coding region runs from base 369 to 8216 and encodes 2615 amino acids. Gene Ontology annotation, biological process: actin filament organization; actin cytoskeleton organization. Gene Ontology annotation, molecular function: actin filament binding. The record is from RefSeq and is a predicted model, not a curated record. Gene Ontology annotation, cellular component: stress fiber; focal adhesion. NCBI's taxonomy places the organism in Eukaryota, Metazoa, Chordata, Chondrichthyes, Lamniformes, Lamnidae. The transcript is spliced from 4 exons.
AUAGAGCAGCGAUAGAAUCAGCUGUCGGCAUUUUCCCUCAGCCUGAAAGAGACACAGACACAGCUGACAGCAGGACUCCUUCCACCGUUAGAACUACUAGGACUCAAGCUUUUCAACUGGCAAUCAGGAAAAAAAAGGCAAAGAAGACGACGCAUUAAGGAGAACGAUUUUGACGGGCAGAGAUUAUUGCAUCUGAGGGCAUCUAAGACCAACAACCAGCCACUGGAAGGACAGGAGGUCACCUCUGUCUGAGAGAGGUCAGCCACAUCUAUCUGUCUAAAAUAUCUGCAGCAGACUCCUCAGUGAAGCCUGCUAUUUCUUCUCAAGGGAGUAUUCCUCAGUCAGUGAACAACCUUCGCCAGUUCAAGAUGGCACAGACCUUGGAUAGGAUCCAACAAUCAGGUGUGACUCAGAACCUGGAGAAUGACUUUCUACCACCACCUCCACCACCUGACAUACUUGAGGCUGCUACCAAGCCAAACAUAACAGUGGAAGAACAACCACAAAACAUACCACCUCCUCCACACCAAACCUUUAUCAAAUUUCACCAGCAACGCCAAAUUAAUGAAUUGAAGAGACUUUAUAAGCACAUGCACCCAGAGCUGAGGAAAAACCUACAGGAGGUGGUCAAUGAGGACUGGGCUGAGGUGUUGGAUGCUGAACGGUCAGCUGCUGCCUUAGCAGCUGGUGCACAUGGCAAUGGCAACACUGUACUUCAGAGUGAGGUCCAAUCUAUGUGCUGGAUUUUUGAUAACUGGCCAUUGGACACCAUUGGAGAUCACCAAGCAGCCAAGAAGCUGAAGGAGGAAGAGACCAUCCUCAGUGGUGACGUGAAAAGCACAUCAUGGAAGUUUGAAAACCAAACAAUUAAAGACAUCAGUGCCCAGUACUCAGAAUUUUCUGGAAACUCAAGUGAUGGAAAUGAACAAGCAAAGGGUGAUGUCCUCACAGCGCUGUGGUUAUUUGAAACUCAGCCGAUGGAUUCUCUGAAUCAAAUCUACUCCAAGGAGAAUGAUCUCCAAGAAGCAGUCCUGAAAGAACCUGUACAGAAAGGGGAUGUAAGAGGUGCAAAAUUGUUAUUUGAGACCCAUCCUUUAGGUGAUUUGGGACGGAGCAACUCAGUGGAAGAAAGCAGCAUUUUGCAACUGCGCUCAGAAAUACAGGAACUGAAAGGGGAUGUAAACAAGACAGUGAAGUUAUUUGAGACAGAACCAUUGUGUGCUAUUCGAGAUACUGUCGGGAACAUCCACCAAAUCAAAUCCAUCUGCAGGGAGGAAAUCCAACAGAGUGGUAAUGUCCAAAGUGCUCGCUGGCUUUUUGAAACUCAACCCCUGGGCAAUAUUAAUAGCGAUUUCUCAAGAGUAAAAAUCAUUCGAGGCAUCUCCCUGGAAGAGACUCAACAAGGUGGUGUUGGCAAGAAAAGAUGGCUCUUUGAAACACAGGCAUUGGAUGCCAUCAACGAGCAGACCGAGGAGUCAAAUUGCACGGCUAGUAUUAAAGUAAUAGAAGGAGGAGAUGUGGAUAAGAAGUGCUGGCUCUUUGAAACUCAGCCUCUUGACUCAUUAAAGGAAAGCUCAUCAGAAGAGGUCGCUAAAGAACAAAUAAUUGGAGGCAAUGUACACAGUAGUCUUUGGUUGUUUGAGACACAGCCAAUGGAAAGUUUGAAGGACAGCUUUGAAGUUGGCCACUUAAAGAGAGUUGUCACAGAAGAAGAGAAGGGAGAUGUGAAGCAAAGAGCUCACAUGUUUGAAAGCUGUUCUCUGGAUAGUAUUAGUAAAGAGCAAAGUGAAACCUCCAAUAUCAGCAAGACAUUGGACAUAGAGAAGGGAGAUGUCAAAACUUAUAAAUCUCUUUUUGAAACUCUACCUCUUGAUAGCAUUAAAAAUUCAGAUGAAAUCUGUGCUGAGAAGCAGAUUGAAGUGUUGGCUGGAAAUGUAAAUGAGAACAGAGCUCUCUUUGAAACCAUCCCUCUUUAUGCCAUCAUGGACGGUGCUGGUCACUGUCAUCAAGUCAAGACAGUGAGCCGUGAACAAGUCAUUAGUGGUGAUGUCAAACAUUACAGAUGGAUGUUUGAAACCCGCCACUUUGAUCAGUUUGAUGAAGACAUUAAAAAUGUGGAACUGGUUAAAGGCAUCACCAAAGAGGAGGUCAGAGCUGGUAAUAUGGAGACAAUAAGAUGGCUAUUUGAGACACAGCCCCUUGAUGUCAUUCAUGCUAAUGUAAAUAAAACAGAAAUUCAAAGCUCUGACAAUAAAGAUUUGAUGAAGGGUGAUGUGAAGACAUGUAAGUGGCUGUUUGAAACACAGCCAAUGGAUGCCUUGUAUGAAAAAUUAGAGACCAAGCAGCAGGAUGAAGCCCAACCAAAAGGUGACGUCAAAUCAUACACAUGGCUUUUUGAAACACAAGCAUUGGACAGCAUCAAUGAGAAUGGAGAACAGCAUCUGAAGGUGUUCAGUGCAAACCUGGAUGAUGUUAAAGGGGUAGAUGUGAAGACCACAAAGCACCUUUUUGAAACAGAACAAAUUGGCAAUAUUGUUGAGGAGUUGGAUGAGGCACAGAAUAUGAGAUAUACAAGUGAGGUGGACAUCCAGUCAGGGAAUGUCUCAAGAGUGAAAGAAAUCUAUCAAAGCACCUCACUCAAUGAAAUAGGUGAUGUGGUGGACAAGGGAAAAAGUUUGAAAUCCAUGCAAGCGAAUGCCACAGAGUCAGGGUCAGGUUGCGUACACAAGUUCACCUGGCUGUUUGAAAAUUGCCCAAUUGACUCCAUUAAAGAAAUGGAAGAGGAGACCACACCCGAGUACACGAUUACUGAUGUAAAGGGAGGUGAUGUCGGUGGCAAAAGAUUUGUUUUUGAGACCUGCUCAUUGGACCAGAUAAAAGAUGAAACUGAUAUAAUGAGCCUCAGAUCAAAAAAGGAAGAGUCAGUGGCCACCGGUGAUGUGAAAUCAUGCACUAUGCUCUUCGAAACACAACCCCUUUAUGCAAUCCGAGAUAAAGAAGGCCAGUAUCAUGAAGUUACUACAGCAAAGAAGGAGGAAAUCAUGAGGGGAGAUGUAACGGGUACUAGGUGGCUCUUUGAAACCAAACCAUUGGAUACAAUCAAGCCACUGGAUGAAGUGUUUGUGAUCAGAGCUGUUACACAGGAGGAUGUGCACCGGGGAGAUGUGACAGCAGCUCGAUGGAAAUUUGAGACCCAGCCUUUGGAUUCAAUCAGAGAUGAAGCACAACCAGGAAUAAAAGUGGUGGAUGAGGUCCAAGGAGGAGAUGUGCAAGUGAGCAAGCAACUCUUUGAAGAGCAGCAGGUAAACCGCAAGUAUGUAAGGACAGUCAGUGUCAGUGAUGUUCAGAGUGGAGAUGUCAGGACAUCAACUUGGCUGUUUGAAAAUCUCCCCAUUGAUUCCUUGAAAGGUGGAGUUGAAGAAUGCACAGGUGCAAACACAGUCCACCGAGAAGAUAUACAGAGGGGCGAUGUAAAAAGGUGCACUUGGUUGUUUGAGUCCCAGCCAUUGGACAGCUUAAAAGAUUCAGAUACUUCAAUGAGCAAAGAACCCAAAGAAAAAGUGACAGAUGCUGAUGUGAAGACUACAACAUGGUUAUUUGAAACAACACCCCUGGACACAUUCAUUCAUGCUCAAUGUAGCACAGAGAGUGCCGAGAUGAUAGAACAAUGUGUCCAUACAAGUUUACAGACACUCUACAACUACAGUGCCAUUACAUCAAGGGGACUUAUCAUUGAAUCAAGUGAGGUAGGCAUUCUAAAAAUGGCCAAAUAUCAACUGAUGAGUCAGGAUGGUCCACAUAUUCUAAAAGAAGAGGUUAUAGGUGGCAAUUUACAGAGAAUUCUGUGGCAGUUGCUUCAAAAGAAGGAAUCCAUCUAUUCUGAAGCUAUUGUGCUGAAGGAAAAUGAAAGUGGGAGAAUCUCUUCAAACAAAGUUCAGCUGUUCUCCCAGUCCGAAGGUGGUGUUAGGAAAGAAGGGGACAUCGCUAACGAAAUUUUUAGUCUUCUUACACAAGACAGUAAAAUCAAAAAAGGGAUUUUGAUUCAAGAGACUGAAAGAGGAAUUGCUCAAAUUACUGUUUAUUUGUUAGUUAAUCAUCUCCAAAAUGAGGGAGUCAAAAAUGAGGUGAUCAAAGGAGAUGUAAAGUCUACUAUUGAAAGUCUUCUUGCUUCUACCAAGCAGCAAACAAUGUCAACGACUGUGAAACGUGAGGAGAACGAGAGAGGGAAUGUCCAAUUGUACACAACGUGCAUUGAAUCAGGGACAUUGGACUAUCUCAAGGACAGCCAAGAGGAAUCUGAUGAUCCUUCAGGUUCCCCUCAGAAAGAGGAGAUUGUACGUGGUGAUGUAGAAGGUGCUAAAAGGAAUUUGAAAGGGAGUAGAGGACAAAUUGAAAGGACGGUAGAUGACAUUGUACCAGGAGAUGUCAAAGGAACCAAGAAAUACUUCUCAACUGAAGCACAGACUGCCCAUGGUAUUGUUGAGAAAGAAGAAAUAUUAGGGGGUGAUAUCAAUCCUGUUCAUCAGUCCUUGGGUCAGGCUGCGACUCAGUCCAUUAUGAUGGAGAAAGAAGAGUUUGUGACUGGUGAUGGUAACGCUCCACUCCAGCCACUGAAGAAUGCAAAGUAUCAAACAAGACAGCUAGAUAGGGAGGAAGUUAUCUAUGACAAUGCAAAAGGCACUCUAGUUGAAGCAGAGGAAUCCACUUGUGAUAAUAAGGGAGUGAGAAUUGGACAGUGUUCAGAAUCUUCUGUACGCUCACUAGGUGGUGCAUCCCUUGCAGUGUCAGAGGUAAGGGCUGCAAGUGCCACAGGCCAGGACCUUCGAGCAGCAAUGGAGAACCUUAGAGAGGUUACAGCUGAAGCACAUACAAUUCAGCACAAAUCUAGUACACGAGAACAGUUCAAGUGUAGCACACAAUUGUCAACAGCAUCUCAGCAAUGUCACCAAACUGUUCAGUACAAGAAUACAGCGGAAAAGGUGAAGAAUAGUGCACAAACAUCCAUUCAGCAACAAGGCAGCAUCAUGCCAAGGCACAGAACGAGUGCCCAAGUGACGGUCACUCAGCCCCACCAGCUAAAGAGCCAACAGAAUACUCAACAGGUCAGUGCCUAUGAGGGACAAGGACAUAUUCAGUCAUAUGCAGCUUGCUCUAAUGAAGGUCAGAAAGGUGAAAAUUUAACCAAAAUAGUUAAAAAUGGCAGAGACGAAAUAGGAGCUUCUUCAGAACAUAUGCAGACACAUGGUCAGUACUUGUCCACUAACUUAGAGGAGGAAGAUCGGGCAGUGGCAGAUCAGGAGAUAAUUAUCAAGGGAGACGUAAGAUCAACUAUAGAGUCUUUAAAAAAUUCAGUGGCAGAGCAGAAGUCUGUCGACAGAGAGGACGUGAUUCGAGGUAACUUGCAGGCAGCUCUCCAUUCUCUGGGAAAAGCUAAUAUGAAUGUUUCCAAAGGUGAUUUUAAAGCUGCCAUGAUAUAUAGAACUGCAGGCCAGUCACAGUCAUGCGACCAAAAGAAGAGUGGUGUUAAAACUGUUUGUAACCAAAUUUCGCUAUCACAAUCUGACACUGAGUUUCCUCCUCCAAUUCCAGUGACAAAGUCCCCUGCAUCAUCGAGAGAAGCUUGUGGCCAACCGUCUGUAGAGGGCAGCCCUUUUCCCCGCAACCAGAGUGAGUCUGCUGCAAUGAAAAUCCCAGAUACUUCCCAGUUUCCUCCACCUCUUCCACCCAAAACCCAUGAAAGAAACAUCUCGCCUAAGCCAUCGAUUGCACCAAAGCCACAUGCAGUGCCCCCCAGGCACUUGCCAAUGCAGGGAGGCAAACCCAUUCCGCCUCCGAAGCCUGAACAUUUACAAGCAAUCCAAUCUGUUGCCAGUUCACCUAAUCCACCAAAAAACUAUGCAUCAGCUGUGCCAAAUUCAAACCCAUUGCCUGCUGCAGCGUGCAACUCACCAAAGUUUAAGCCCCCGAUAAAACCUAUCAGAGAAUCACUUCCUACAGAAGCUGACCACCCAUCAGAAUGUCAGGAUGCUCAACUAGAAAGGCACAGUGAGCAGUCUCUAUCAGACUCAAUGACAUCUUCCACCAUAGUACUGAGAACUCCCUUGCAGUUGGCAGAAGAGAAAUACAAGCAAAGAAAGGAAGGACGCAGCAAGCCAACUGCAAUAGUAACUAGCCCCACGGCAAAUAUGGUAUCACAAGGGAUGAGCCAACGGAAAGGAAGGAGCUGCUCUGAAAGCCUUGUUGAGGCCAGUGGCCCAAUGAACUGGGAACAAAAAAUUGUACCAAAGCAGUUGACUGCGGCAGUAAAGGUCCAGGGGUUCAUGCAGUCAUAUUCAGAGCAAAAUACAGCAAGUACUGAAAUGUUUCAGGGAUUUAAAGCUGCUCUUCACACUUCUGACACCCAGAACAAACCAAGCGCUCUUCAAAUAAACCAGGCCAGCAGUCUGAAAGAGGAUGUGACAAUGGCAGAGAAUAUGCCUGCUUUACCAAAAAAAGUUAAAAUUAUGCCAAAAACCUCAGCCAUUGGUAAAGCACAAAAGAGCCAUCAGCAUCAUGAGCCAAGUUCAGAGCUGCAUCUGCAACAGUCUGUCAAAGUGUCAUCUGAGCAGCCGCAGUCCCAAAUUGCCCAGUGUGUCAAAUGCAUUGAUCAGCAUGGGUUCAGUAACCAGGUAUCAGCUGCAAAUUGCCAGCAAGGGCUGUUUCACACAGAGCAGCAACACAGCCUACAGUCAGACAUGGUCGUAAUGCGAGGAAACCGGCAACAGGGGAAAGAGACUGAAGACGAUCGCAGGAAAAGAUUAUCAGUUCACAAAGAGGAAAUAAUGCAAGGCAAUGUGAAGGCAGCGAUGGAGAUAUUUGAAAACCUGAGGAAGCGAGAAGAGCUGCAGAAGAUCUUGUCUCAAGUUAAAGAAUUUGAAGAGGAAACUUUCAAAGUAGAUGUGAAAGGACUGAAGAGUUUAUUUGAGAAUGUGCCUGAAUGGGUGGUCCCUAAGAAUAACAUGGUUAAACAACUCAAACCAAUUAAUCGCCAAAAGGAUGAGGUGCAGAAUCAGCCGAGAAUAGCCAAGGAUGAAUCAGAAGGUUUGUCCUCUGUGGAACUUGUUUUUGAAGACCUUGAAAGGGCAAGUGCAGAGAUCAUCUAUCUGAAGGAGCAGACAUUGGCAAAGCUGUUACACAUUGAAGAGUCCAUUAAAAAGGCUCUAUAUUCUGUCUCCAAUCUGAAAUCAGAGUCUGAUAUUGCAGGACUCUCUGGCCUUUUCGGAGAAUCAUUGGGAGUUGCUUCAAGCCCCCAGUCUGGUAAUAUCAAGAAAAUUAGUUUAGUCUCCAGCAAGUCUAAUGCAGAAAAAGCCAAGGAACUUAAAGAGGGUCGUGUUGGAAAAGAAAGAUUAAACAAUUCAGAGAAACAAGUUAAACCACUGUUAGAUAUCCCAGUUGUUCCUGCCCGUGUGAACACCCCAUCAUCUCCUUCCUACAUUUCCAUUGAAUCAGCAGCUAGGAAACCUACAGAUCCCUUGAAAAAAGACCUGUCAGUUCGACCAAGAGAGGGUGUAUGCAUUUCUCCUGCUUCUCAAAAGCAGGAUGUCCCACCCCGAUCUCCUGAAAUGACAACAUACAAUGACCUUGAGGAUCCAAUUCUUUGCAAUGGAUACCAGAGUGUCAGAAUGCAGAACUCUAGAGCUGAGAUGGCGAAACAGCAGUCUGUGUGCAGGAAAGACUCCAUGCUAAGAGACACCAAUGAGUUCAUUCAAGCAAAGAAUAAAAAUGGAAGCAACAUUGUCAACGCUAGUGACAAUGCGCCCAACACAUCCACUGGCUGUAUCCCUUUAAGUGGAUUUAAAGGCAAUGCCGUUGAUAGAACUCAGAGUCCAGUCCCUCAGAGAAGCAAAAGUGUUGUAGCGUUCAAGACAGGGCCUGAUGGAGGUGAGAUAGUUGGUACGAAGACUGUCAUGGAAAAAUAUGAAGAGAUCGAUCGAUUUGGGAACAAAAUUAUCACAUCAAAAACCUCAACCACAGUCACGAAGCAAUCAGAAUCCAGAACCUCAUCAACAUUUGAGGUAGUUCAAGCACCACCCAGAUAUGAAGUUGCUACUUCUCCCCUUCUUAGUAGGCACCUGCAGAGCCCAGCAAAGUUAGCAGAGGAUUCACAUCCAAAUGCUACGGAAAGUGGAGUCGUGUUUGUUUCCUAUGGCAAUCCCAAUUCAGCAAAGAGAUGUUAAACCUGGGUUACUUUAAAAUACAACCUACAACCCUGCAUACAAGAAACAUAGUGCUGGGAAGAAAAAGACCACGAAACUGGAAAUCUGAAAUAAAACCAAAAAGAUGCUGCAAAUGCUCAGCAGGCCUGGUCAGCCUCUGAAGGGAUGGGUUAAUAUGUCAAAUGUAGGCCCCCUACUCAGGCUAGCACAGGCAUGUGAAGAGCCACUAUUAAGUGCCAGCCACUCAAUCUUUCAGCAGAUGAAAAGAAGUGGAAAUUUGAAAUGACAAUCUAGAAGUUCAGAGCAAGUUCAUCAGCAUCUGAAAAGAGAAAAGACAGGUUAAUGUUUGAGAUGUAGAUUCUUUACAGAGUUAAGCUUCGACUAGGAGCCUACGAUCACAACAUUGACCAUUCUUUCUGUUUUCAAAUGCUGCUGUUCCUAGGUUCGACCCCACAUUUGACAUUUGGACUCCACAGGAGGAGAAUUUUAACUUUGGGCAAUGGUGUAAAAUAUGUUUUAUCAAAUUAGCCACUCUUUAUUCACCACUUCCAAUUUGUCAGUCCAUGGAACAGAAAAUCAUGUAUUGGGGGCCAAUCCAAUAGCGCCUGUUUCACACCAUCUCUCAAAGUUAAAGUGACCCCCUUGUGUGUCACAUAUCUCCAGUGCUUCCUGUUUUUACUGAAGAGUUGUAGUGUUGUGAUUGUAAUUAGACUACAAUUUUGAAUUACUUUCAUUUUUCUUCUUCAAGUUUCCUUUGUAUUUCAAUUACAUCCAACACAAUGUAUCAGCUUCUCUAGAAUCUAGUCUCUUUCUGCCUGUGAACUGUCUCUGUUUGCUAAACAUUUUAUUCUUUUUUUAUUCCACAGCCUGCCUUAAUAAACAUUUUUAAUAUUACGUACAAGAA